ACAAAUCACGCCAAAAUGGAAUUUCAAUGCCCAAACCCCCCAAAAACCUUUUUUUUGAUAAACCAAGAACUUUUGUUGCUUGAACGUUAAACCCAGAUUUCUUUUCCCUCAACUUUCUCUGGCCAUCGAUUGGAUUCCACAAAGAUGAGGAUAGCAGUAGAAGGUUGUAUGCAUGGCGACCUCGACACCGUCUAUAAAACCCUACAGUACGCAGAAAAGAAACACGGCUUCAAAAUAGACCUCCUCCUCUGCUGCGGCGACUUUCAGGCUGUGAGGAAUGAAGAGGAUCUUGAGAGCCUAAACGUGCCGAGAAAGUACCGUUCCAUGAACUCGUUCUGGAAGUACUAUUCGGGUGAAGAGCUCGCUCCGUAUCCUACUAUCUUCAUCGGCGGAAACCACGAGGCGUCCAAUUACUUGUGGGAAUUGUACUAUGGAGGAUGGGCAGCGCCCAAUAUAUAUUUUUUGGGAUUUGCUGGGGUGGUCAAGUUCGGGAACAUUCGUAUUGGUGGACUUUCUGGAAUUUACAACUCACGCAAUUAUUAUUUAGGACACCAUGAAAGGCCUCCUUAUAAUGAGAGUACAAUCAGAUCUGUGUAUCAUGUUCGUGAAUACGAUGUCCAAAAACUCAUGCAAGUUGAGGAACCGAUUGAUAUUUUUCUUUCACAUGAUUGGCCUCUUGGCAUCACUGAUUAUGGGAAGUGGGAGGAGCUUGUUCGACGCAAACCAUAUUUCAAGAAGGAGAUCCAAGAAAGGACUCUUGGAAGUGCAGCAGCUGCUCAACUUCUUGAAAAAUUGAAACCACCUUAUUGGUUUUCAGCUCAUCUACACUGCAAAUUUGCUGCUCUUGUUCAGCAUGGGGAAGGUGGCCCACUGACAAAAUUUCUUGCACUUGAUAAAUGUCUUCCUGGGCGCCCAUUUUUACAGAUACUUGAACUUGAAUCAGAGCCUGGACCCUAUGAGAUCCGGUAUGAUGAAGAAUGGCUAGCAAUAACGAGGAGGCUUAACUCUAUCUUUCCUUUGACCAGAAAACGUGCAAAUUUUGGGACUGUUGAUCUUCUAAAGGAAGACUGUCAUCAAUGGGUCGGGAGCAGGCUACAAGAAAGAGGGGCCAAUCCUUUUGAGUUUGUUCGAACAGUUCCAUGUUACAAUCCCUCUCAAUCUGGUUCCAGUGGUUCCUUUUCUGGAUACCCCAGGAAUCCUCAAACAGAGUCUUUCUUGCAGUUUCUAGAACUUCCUUAUCUUCUUGAUAACAUGUCAGAACCCAAGGACCUAUCCUACAGUCCUGCUUCCUUGCUUCAAAGCGGUUCGUUUGAUGACAACAGUGAAGCCAUUCCCAUUGAUGAUGUAGAUGAACUGGAAGAACUUGCAGAAGAAGUUGAUGAUGAGGAAACCAUGUUUUCUAAUAAGAAGAAAGAGUCUGAAAUAUCACGCGUUUACAAUUACUUAUUGUCUACUUCGACUCCCAGAAAAGCGAGGACCCUUAUGGAGAGAAGACCGGUUGUUUUUUCUGUGCUACUCUUCAUUGUUGUUCUGCACUCAGUUGCUGCUUCCCCUUCUUCUUCUUCUUCUUCUGCCAAUCUCUCAUUUAACUUCUAUGCAGCUUCAUGUCCUUCAGCUGAGUUUAUGGUCAGAAACACAGUGAGAUCAGCUUCUUCUGUCGACCCAACUAUCCCUGGGAAACUCCUUCGCUUGCUGUUCCACGAUUGCUUCGUGGAGGGUUGUGAUGCAUCUGUGCUGUUGCAAGGAAACGGGACAGAGCAAAGUGAUCCAGCAAACAGAUCUCUCGGAGGAUUUUCUGUAAUAGAUUCGGCUAAAAGAGUGCUCGAAAUCUUCUGUCCAGGAACUGUUUCUUGCGCUGAUAUUGUUGCUUUGGCUGCUAGAGAUGCUGUUGAGAUGGCUGGCGGACCAGCAAUUCAGAUUCCAACAGGUAGGAGAGAUGGGAUGGUUUCAGCAGCUUCAAACGUCAGGUCCAAUAUUGUUGACACGAGUUUUUCUGUGGAUGAGAUGAUAAAGCUCUUCUCUUCUAAAGGGAUGUCCUUAAAUGACCUUGUCACCCUUUCAGGAGCUCACACCAUUGGAACAGCUCAUUGCAGUGCAUUCAGUGAUCGAUUUCAAAAGGAUUCCAAAGGGAAGCUCACACUCAUUGACACAUCCCUUAACAGUACUUAUGCAGAUGAGCUAAUCAAACAAUGCCCUGCAGAUUCGAGCCCCUCUGUACUCGUUAAUAAUGAUCCCGAUACAUCCUUCAUGUUUGACAACCAGUACUACCGAAAUCUUUUAUCCCAUAGAGGGCUAUUCCAAUCAGAUUCUGUUCUCUUCAACGAUGAAAGAACCAGGAAACAAGUAGAGGAUUUUGCAAAUGACCAAGUUGGUUUUUUCGAGAGUUGGGGUCAGUCAUUUUUUAAGCUUACUAUCACUGGAGUGAAAACAGGGGACGAAGGUGAAAUUCGAAGAUCUUGUUCAGCAACAAACAUGUAAAGACAUGGAUAAUUUGUUUAAUUAGCAAGACGUCUUGUUUUGAGUUUUGAGUUGUAAGUCCUCUUGUUGAUCAUGUUCGUGUGUUUCUGCUUGAAUUUCUUCUUGCUGUGUUUGGGAAGACAACAGCACAGGUGAGCCUCGUUUUUAAGAGAAGUGUGGAGAGACUGAAUAUUGUCGGUCCUAUCUAUGCUUUGUAAUUGUAUAAGUAAUAUCGCUUUUUUUUU
This is a messenger RNA of Juglans microcarpa x Juglans regia, 2702 nucleotides long. Its product is annotated as lariat debranching enzyme. The coding region runs from base 145 to 2478 and encodes 777 amino acids. Lineage: Eukaryota; Viridiplantae; Streptophyta; Magnoliopsida; Fagales; Juglandaceae. The transcript is spliced from 13 exons. Gene Ontology annotation, cellular component: nucleus. Gene Ontology annotation, molecular function: RNA lariat debranching enzyme activity; heme binding; peroxidase activity. Gene Ontology annotation, biological process: hydrogen peroxide catabolic process; response to oxidative stress; mRNA splicing, via spliceosome. The record is from RefSeq and is a predicted model, not a curated record.